Molecule: messenger RNA, 2486 nt
Organism: Neocloeon triangulifer
Lineage: Eukaryota; Metazoa; Arthropoda; Insecta; Ephemeroptera; Baetidae
Product: ATP-binding cassette sub-family G member 4
Exons: 12
Coding region: 157-2202 (681 amino acids)
Cellular component (GO): plasma membrane
Molecular function (GO): ATP binding; ATP hydrolysis activity; ABC-type transporter activity
Source: RefSeq, a predicted model, not a curated record
UCUUGGUGCGCAGUGACAUGUCGAGAGGAGGACGGUGAGGCAGGUGUCCGAUUCCGACAGACGGUGCGUGUGUCCGAGGUGUCCAGAGUCAUCCGCGCGAGGUCAACGACUGACCCGCGAGAGGAACCAGCGCAGAGUCCCUGAACGUGCAGAAUCAUGAGCGUUUCGAUUCUCAACAACAACCUCAGGUUUGAGGAGGGGGUGAAGGUGGAGAUGGCGCCGAUCCUGGCGUCGGCGGGCGCCGCGGCCAUGAUCCAGCCGGCGGCCAAUUCGUCGCAGACAAAAAUGGCCAACCUGCCGCAGCGGCCGCCGGUCGAGCUCGCCUUUUCCGAACUCACCUACAGAGUCUCCGAGGGCAGGAGUAAAGGUCGGAAAACCAUUUUGAAGUCUGUGAGCGGAUUGAUCCGUCCGCGCGAGCUGACGGCCAUCAUGGGUCCGUCGGGCGCCGGAAAGUCGUCGCUGCUCAACAUCCUCACCGGCUACAAGACGACAGGGAUGUCAGGGUCGAUUACUGUGAACGGGGCUGAGCGGAACCUGAGCCACUUUCGGAAGCAGUCUUGCUACAUCAUGCAGGACAACCAACUGCACGCCAACCUGACGGUGCAGGAGGCGAUGCGUCUCGCCGCCAGCCUCAAACUCAGCAAGGACUAUCGGGACAAGCCUGGCAUUAUCAGGGACAUUUUGGAGACGCUGAGUUUGCUGGAACACGAGCACACGAUGACCUCAAACUUGUCCGGGGGGCAGAAAAAGCGCCUCAGCAUCGCACUCGAGCUCAUCAACAACCCGCCCGUCAUGUUUUUCGACGAGCCCACCAGCGGUCUAGACAGCUCAUCAUGCUACCAGUGCAUCAAACUGCUGAAGGACCUGAGCAGGGGCGGCCGCACCAUUGUCUGCACCAUCCAUCAGCCGAGCGCCCGACUCUUCGAGAUGUUCGACCAGCUGUACACCCUGGCCGAGGGCCAGUGCAUCUACCAGGGCAACACAAGCCAACUUGUGCCGUGGCUCUCCUCCAGGGGCCUCGAGUGCCCCAGCUACCACAACCCAGCCUCCUAUAUAAUUGAGGUGUCUUGUGGGGAGUACGGGGAGAACAACGUGAGCGCCCUGGUGGCGGCCAUCGGCAACGGCAAGCACGACAUCCGCGAGGGCAAACCGUGGCCCGAGGUCAAGGACAACAAUCAGGUGGUUGCGAUGAAAAAUGGUGACAAGAACUUCGCCAAGACCACCACCAACUACGUCUCCAAGGACUCAAAUUUGACUGCGAAUCUCCAGGUUGUGGUGCAGCGGGAGGAGAAUGGGGGGCUUACGGUGACUUCGUCCCUGCUCGAGCCCAGCGUGGACACCAAGAACGUGGGCAAGCGUUACGAAACUUCCGAGUGGCACCAGUUUUGGAUCAUCCUGCAGAGGGCCUUCCUCUUCAGCCGACGUGAUUGGACCCUGAUGUACCUGCGUCUGUUCGCGCACAUCCUGGUGGGUUUCCUGAUUGGCGCGCUUUACUACGACAUCGGCAACGAAGGCUCCAAGGUGCUCAGCAACCUGGGAUUCCUCUUCUUCAACAUGCUUUUCCUCAUGUACACCUCAAUGACCGUCACCAUCCUCUCUUUCCCGCUCGAGAUGCCAGUCUUGCUGAAGGAAAACUUCAACCGCUGGUACUCCUUGCGCUCUUACUAUUUGGCCAUCACUAUUUCGGACAUUCCCUUCCAGGCGAUCUUCUGCGUGCUGUACGUCAGUAUCGUUUACUACUGCACGUCGCAGCCGUACGAGUGGUUCCGCUUUGGCAUGUUUUUGGCCGCCUGCCUUAUGAUUUCCUUCGUGGCCCAGAGCAUCGGUCUCGUCGUUGGCGCCGCCAUGAAUGUUCAGAACGGCGUUUUCCUGGCGCCAGUGAUGUCGGUGCCGUUCCUGCUGUUUUCCGGCUUCUUUGUGAGUUUCGACGCGAUCCCGAUUUACCUGCGGUGGAUCACGUACCUGAGCUACAUCAGGUACGGCUUUGAAGGCACCGCCCUGGCGACGUACGCGUUCGGACGCGAAAAGCUGAAGUGCAGCCAAAUGCACUGCCACUUCAAGAAGCCUGAGACGACCCUCGAGGAGCUGGACAUGGUGGACGCCGACUAUCGUCUUGACAUCAUCGCCCUCGUCGUCAUUUUCGUCAUCCUCAGGGUCGCCGCCUUCCUCUUCCUGCGCUGGAAGCUCAAGAGCAACCGUUGAUUAUCCUUUUUUUAAAUAAAAAUAUUUUUGCUAUAUUAAAUAUUGUGAUAAAAAAAUGCGAUUUCUGCUCUCUCGACUAAAACCGGGGCUGCUCUUCUGAUUCACCACAAUCAGGUUUUUACUUUGUUAUAUUAUUUCAUGUGAUAUUUAUUUGUAGAAAUAAAUCUCAGUCUGUAUUUCCCUUUCAACUAUAAAUGAAGUAACACAAAUUGUGUGCCCGUUUUUUUCCUGUUCACGAAUUUUACUUGUUAUUGUAAUAAAAAUAAAUAAGUUUCCCACUUGAA